Molecule: messenger RNA, 1754 nt
Organism: Liolophura sinensis
Lineage: Eukaryota; Metazoa; Mollusca; Polyplacophora; Chitonida; Chitonidae
Product: platelet-activating factor acetylhydrolase IB subunit alpha2-like
Exons: 5
Coding region: 232-954 (240 amino acids)
Source: RefSeq, a predicted model, not a curated record
GUAGCAUCGAAGAUUGGGAGAUCGAUUCAGUGGGGGACAGAACGUGUCGGGCGAAUGACGGUCAUCUUUUUGGGCUUUUGAACCAUCGACAAUAUCUCCUUGUAAAAUAAUUCUGUAUGCCCGUCCGUUUGCGCCAUUGCUCAACCAGAGUGCCGUACACAUCCCGUCUGGCCAGCUCUCAGACAAGUGACCUUCCCGUCGGAGUGUUGUUGUUGUAGUGGCAGUGAGAGAAUGGCCUCGAACCCAGCAGCCAAGCCAGAAGCUGUCAGCGAUGUUCAGGGGGACGGAAGAUGGAUGAGUCUGCACAAUAGGUUCCUAGCCGAGGCUAAAGAGAAGGAGCCUGAAGUACUGUUUGUAGGAGAUUCCCUCAUUCAACAACUCCAGUUUACACCGAUAUGGAGACAGAUGUUUGAACCCCUUCACUGUCUGAACUUUGGGAUUGGAGGAGAUCAGACUCAGCAUGUACUUUGGAGAUUAGCCAAUGGCGAGUUGGAAUACAUUGAACCUAAGGUUGUGGUUUUGCUUGUUGGAACAAACAACCAUGAACAUUCAGCUGAACAGGUGGCUGAUGGGAUAUUGGCCAUUGUCAGUCUUAUACAGAAGCAUCUACCACGCACCCAGCUUAUUGUCUUGGGUAUACCUCCACGGGGAGAAACCCCAAACAAGCUUAGGGAGAAGAUAGCAACGAUAAACAGUAGAUUAGCGGAAAGCUUAUCAGGGCUGGACAACUGCACAUUUCUGCCAGUGGACCCUGGUCUGUUUGUGAGUGCUGAAGGGCUGAUCAGCUGUCGAGAUAUGUACGACUAUCUACACCUGACCCCGGCUGGAUACCAGAAGCUUUGUGAACCUCUUCUGGAUGAAAUUCAGAACUUAAUGAAAACAUACGUCAAAGUGGACAGUACCUCUGUGGAAACUGCUUCCAUGGCUGGUCAAUUGGCUGGAGAUAUGUCCUAAUUUGAUCAUGGGCACAGCCUCAUGUUCUAACUGGGAAGUGACCAGUAUAUGUUCAUACAUAUACAGACAGAUGUGCAUUCCUAAAUAGUUCAGUGUUUUGCAACUCAUUCACCAUGGAUGGGAUUGAGAAAAAAACAAACAAACAUGGUGUCUAGUGUUGUGGAUAUGACAGCAUCAGUGGAAAAAUAUAUCAUGAUGCAUUCCGAUUGUUCUGUUGCUUUGAUCAUGUUGAAUAAAUCCCAUGUGCUAUUUUGUGGGGUAAAGUACAGUGGUUUAAGGCGAGAUUAUUUGUGUAUUUAUUGAAUUUACUGCCAUCAGUAUAUGAAGUGAUUUAUUAUGAAGUUAUGAUGUAACUAUAUACAUUGUCAAUAUAUAUAAGUAUAUACGUAUAAAUAUAAUAUUGUAGGAUAGAAAGAAAUUCACUGAUAAUUUGGUGCAGUCUUUUUAAAACUUAGUCUUUAUAGAUGUAAAGAAUGGUUUCUGACAGUGUUUGUUUUCCGUGAUGGUGCUUUUCUUUGUGAAAAUCUGGCUGCAAUGCUUAAUUCACCCAGGUGGUUAUUAAUGACUUAUUGUAUAGCAGAAUUACAUUUUUAUGAAAUCAGGUAUCAAGAAUUUACAGUUUUCGUUUUUUACAGCAGUAUUUUUUUCUUUUUCUUUCUGGUCAGCGCAAACAAAAGAGAGGAUGUUCACAUUAAAUGUGUAUAUUUCUGCCAAUCUGAACAAGGCUUUAAUCUUACUCAUAUUCACGCUUUAUAAGCUAUUUGCAUAAUCUCUUGGGAGUGGGUGGGGGGGAGGGAGCG